Molecule: messenger RNA, 1626 nt
Organism: Schistosoma spindalis
Lineage: Eukaryota; Metazoa; Platyhelminthes; Trematoda; Strigeidida; Schistosomatidae
Source: the annotation of a GenBank genome assembly
AUGAAGAUUUUAUUGAUGUUUCUCAGUUUAUUAGAAGUUUAUAGUUUACAAUAUAAAGAACAAUUUUAUGGACUUUUGAAUCUUGCUUGGCUAGUACUUCCUAUUGGUUUCAUCAUUGUAAUACUAUUGAGUUUUGUGUGGAUUUUCAUCUUACCAUCUCCAAGUAAUCUAAUUAAUGAAUCAAAUUCUGAAUUAAAUUUAACAUCGUCAAUUAUUGAACAGCGUUACAUUCUCUGUAUCAUGAUAUACGCUUUAUCUGGUCUUUUUGAAUUAGCUACUGAACCACUAUGGCUUAUUUGUCAAUUAUCACAUGAAGUUCGUGCAAGAAUUUUCAUUGAAGCUUUUGCUAAUACUGCUCGUUCAAUUGGAAUAAUAUUUGCAAUAUUUACUGUACCAUCCCAAUAUGCCAUUUAUUCACUUAGUAUACCUCAACUUCUUCAUGGUUCAACAUUGUUCAUAAGUUACUUAUUGUAUUUUCAAUAUGGCAUACCACGUUCAACAUCAAAUAACGAAUUGAAACUUAAAGGAAUCACAGGAAUCUCUUCGUUAAAAGAUAUUUUACCAAGUUAUUUUCGGUAUUCUAUCGAUCGACAAGGCCUACAACUUGUAAAGAACUUUUUUGGUCAGUGUAUACUGAAACAACUCUUAACAGAAGGUGAAAGAUAUCUAAUAAGUGCGUUUCAUUUGAUAAGUUUCACUGAUCAGGGUAUAUAUGAUCUUGUCAAUAAUUUGGGCUCUUUAGCGGCUCGUCUACUUUUCUUACCAUUGGAAGAAAGUUGUCAUUUUAUGUUUAGUCAGUGUAUUCAAAGAGAUAUCUCUCCAAAUAAACAAGACAAAAAAUUACUUAUAGAUGCAUUUCGUAUGCUUAAAACAGCUUUACGCAUUUCAAGUCUUAUAGCUUGGAUUGGUGUAACUUUUGCUCAAGCUAAUUCUCGUUUAUUAUUAAUGAUUUACGCUGGGCAUAGAUUAGCUGAUAAUUAUGUAGCGGUUAAUUUAUUACAGUUAUAUUCUGCUUAUGUUUUGUUACUUGCAUGGAAUGGUUCAACUGAAGCGCUGUUGAAUUCCGCAAUAUCAACAGAUGAAGUUUUACGUCACAAUCAACGUUUAAUAAUAUUUUCUAUAAUAUUUCUCGGCGCGAAUUGGUUUUUUGUCCCAAUAUUCAAUGUAUACGGUUUUGUAUUGGCCAAUUGUAUUAAUAUGAUUACUCGUAUUUUAUAUAGUGUUUAUUACAUUAACAAAUUUUUGGCAAAAAUUGAUGAACCAACGUAUAUUGAAAAACAAAACAACUUGGAUGAUGAUAGCAGCUGCAGUAGUAGUGAUACAUCAUCGACUUUCGUUGUGUUAUCAAACUGUAAAAUGGAAAAAUUCUCAAAUAUUUCAUUAUUAUCAUUAAUGUUUCCAUCAUAUAGUGAAAUGUGCAUUCUAUCUAUUUCACUUAUAUGUACUUUAAUUUCACAAUACUUUUUCUGUUGUUCUUUUGGCAUUCUGUGGAUGAUAUUGCAUGGUACAAUUACAUUCGGGUUCUUAUUCAUCACAUUAACAAUAAUUUAUUACGAAGAAGUUGAUAUUUUACAACUUAUUCAAAAUCGUUUACCAUCUUUAUUACAACAUAAAAAAGCACAAUAA